UAUUUACUAAGAGUUUAUCUGAAAAAGCAUAGUAUAUGAAAGAAAAACGUUUUUUGAAACCUUUUUUUUGCUUUUCUAAAGAAAAAUAAAAAACAUAUAAAUAAAUAUAUAUAGUUGUACAGAAAAUCGAUUUAUAGUAGAAAUACGAGAAACUGCGACAAUUAAUAUUUCGGACCAAGAUCAGAAACAGACAUUUACUCUUCGUUAUUCAGAAGAGAUUUUUUUUACAUUUUGGCCGAAUUUGAACUUUCGCAUUGAGGCAAGGGAAUUAUAAAUAAGCAUGAUGACAAACGGUUUGGACUCAAGUGUUGUGGGUCAGCAUAAUGGAGGAGGCGGAGCAGGAACAAACACCACGCAGGAGGAAUCAAAAACUAAUCUCAUCGUCAAUUAUUUGCCACAGACGAUGACACAAGAAGAAAUCCGAUCGCUUUUUUCGAGUAUUGGAGAAGUUGAAAGCUGCAAGCUGAUAAGAGACAAAGUUACAGGACAAAGUUUGGGAUACGGAUUUGUCAACUACCAUAGGCCAGAAGACGCUGAAAAAGCAAUUAACACAUUAAAUGGACUUCGUCUACAAAAUAAAACAAUUAAGGUGUCGUACGCGCGGCCGAGUUCCGAGGCGAUCAAAGGCGCCAAUUUGUACGUGUCAGGUCUGCCCAAAAACAUGACCCAACAAGACUUGGAAGCUCUUUUCAGUCCAUAUGGUCGCAUCAUAACAUCUCGCAUACUAUGCGACAACAUCACAGUACGUCAAUUUGUGACUGGUUCCGGAGAAAAUGUGCCUGGGUUGUCAAAAGGUGUCGGUUUCAUCCGAUUUGAUCAGCGCAUGGAAGCCGAACGUGCUAUUCAGGAACUCAAUGCUACUAUACCCAAAGGAUCGACGGAACCAAUUACUGUUAAAUUCGCUAAUAAUCCCAGCAACAACAACAAAGCUAUCCCACCGCUCGCAGCGUACCUAACGCCGCAGGCGACAAGACGAUUCGCGGGGCCAAUCCACCAUCCGACAGGAAGAUUUAGGUAUUUGAACCAUGGUAGAUACUCGCCACUGGCCGGAGACCUAUUGGCCAACUCCAUGUUGCCGGGUAAUGCGAUGAACGGUUCGGGUUGGUGUAUAUUCGUGUACAACUUGGCGCCUGAGACCGAGGAGAAUGUGCUGUGGCAACUGUUCGGGCCCUUCGGUGCCGUUCAAAGCGUCAAAGUCAUCCGUGACCUGCAAACCAAUAAGUGCAAAGGCUUCGGUUUCGUCACGAUGACGAACUACGAUGAAGCGGUUGUGGCGAUCCAAUCAUUGAACGGCUACACACUCGGAAAUCGAGUACUUCAAGUCAGCUUCAAAACUAAUAAGAGCAAAACCGCAUAAGGCAGCCGAA
Molecule: messenger RNA, 1367 nt
Organism: Ctenocephalides felis (cat flea)
Lineage: Eukaryota; Metazoa; Arthropoda; Insecta; Siphonaptera; Pulicidae
Gene: fne
Product: ELAV-like protein 3
Exons: 6
Coding region: 281-1357 (358 amino acids)
Cellular component (GO): ribonucleoprotein complex
Molecular function (GO): RNA binding
Source: RefSeq, a predicted model, not a curated record